Molecule: messenger RNA, 1401 nt
Organism: Choloepus didactylus (southern two-toed sloth)
Lineage: Eukaryota; Metazoa; Chordata; Mammalia; Pilosa; Megalonychidae
Product: keratin, type I cytoskeletal 16-like
Exons: 8
Coding region: 1-1401 (466 amino acids)
Cellular component (GO): keratin filament
Molecular function (GO): structural molecule activity
Source: RefSeq, a predicted model, not a curated record
AUGACCACCUGCAGCCGCCAGUUUACCUCCUCCAGCUCCAUGAAGGGCUCCUGCGGCAUCGGCGGCGGCUCCGGCCGCAUCUCCUCCGUCCUGGCCGGAGGAUCCUGCCGGGUUCCCAGCACCUACGGGGGCCUGUCGGUCUCCUCCUCCCACUUCUCCUCCGGGGGCGCCUGCAGGAUUGGGGGCGGCUAUGGCGGCGGCUUCAGCAGCAGCAGCUUUGGUGGGGCCCUGGGUGGCGGCUUUGGUGGGGGAUAUGGUGGUGGCCUGGGUGCCGGCUUCGGCGGUGGCUUUGUUGGGGGUUUUGGAGGAGACUUUGGUGGUGUCGAUGGCGGCCUCCUCUCCGGCAACGAGAAGAUCACCAUGCAGAACCUCAACGACCGCCUGGCCUCCUACCUGGACAAGGUGCGCGCCCUGGAGGAGGCCAACACCAACCUGGAGGUGAAGAUCCGUGACUGGUACCAGAGGCAGCGGCCCAGCGAGACCAGGGACUACAGCCCCUACUUCAACACCAUCGAGGACCUGCGGAACAAGAUCAUCAUGGCCACUGUCGAGAACUCUCAGCCCACUCUGCAGAUCGACAACGCCAGGCUGGCAGCCGACGACUUCAGGACCAAGUACGAGCAUGAGUUAGCCCUGCGCCAGGGCGUAGAGGCCGACAUCAACGGCCUGCGCAGGGUGCUGGACGAGCUGACCCUGAGCAGAAGCGACCUUGAGAUGCAGAUUGAGAGCCUCAAGGAGGAGCUGGCCUACCUGAGGAAGAACCACGAGGAGGAUAUGCGUGCCCUCCGGGGUCAGAGCGGCGGGGACGUCAGUGUGGAGAUGGACGCGGCUCCCGGCAGGGACCUGAGCUCUAUCCUGAACAGGAUGCGCGACGAGUAUGAGCAGCUGGCAGAGAAGAACCGCAGGGACGCGGAGGCCUGGUUCCUGAGCAAGACCGAGGAGCUGAACAGAGAAGUGGCCUCUAACAGCGAACUGGUGCAGAGUGGCCGCAGUGAGGUGACCGAGCUCCGGAGGGUGCUGCAGGGCCUGGAGAUCGAGCUGCAGUCUCUGCUCAGCAUGAGAGCAUCCCUGGAGAACAGCUUGGACGAGACCAAAGGCCGCUACUGUAUGCAGCUGGCCCAGAUCCAGGGGCUGAUCGGCAGCGUGGAGGAGCAGCUGGCCCAGCUGCGCUGCGAGAUGGAGCAGCAGAGCCAGGAAUACAAGAUCCUGCUGGACGUGAAGACGCGGCUGGAGCAGGAGAUCACCACCUACCGCCGCCUGCUGGAGGGCGAGGACGCCCACCUGACCCAGUAUAAGUCCAAAGAACCCGUGACCACCCGCCAGGUGCGCACCAUCGUGGAGGAGGUGCAGGAUGGCAGGGUGAUCUCCUCCCGCGAGCAGGUGCACCAGACCACCCACUGA